AUGGAUGAAGACCAAAAAAGUAGUGGUGACCUUAAUAGGACACAGAUUUAUGAGAACAGCCAAAUAAUACCGAAAAGUAGUAAUAUAUUCGAAGGAGAAAGGGAGGAAAAGAGCUUAAUUAGCAAUAUCUUUUCAACGAGGAGGCCAAAACAUGCGGGUGCUGGCCUAGUUUCAGGAUUAAAAUCAUUAACAAAAGGAAUAAUAGUGGGUACUAGCUUUUUAUUUAUUUCUCCCUAUUUAUGUGCAAAGGCUGAAGGGAUUAAUGGCUUUUUCAAAGGUAUGUUUUUUGGUCUCCUGAGUGCAAUAAUAAUACCCAUAAUUUCUUUAGGUGUAGCUAGUUAUCAGAUAGGUAGAGGAAUUUUAAAUACUCCGGAAUCUAUAGCGCAGAGAGCGUUAGGAAAAAUAUGGGAUGAAGAGAAGAGAGAAUGGUAUGACUUUUACUAUAAUUUGGACGAUGAAGCAGUUAGGUUAUUAAACGAAAUUGACGAUAAUAAUAAUAAUAAUAGCAAUAAUGGUAAUAACAGUAACAACCACGGUACUAAUAAUAAUAGUAGCAACAAUGAUAGUAAUAAUGGUAAUAGUACAAAAUAUAUUAAAAAAAAUGAUAUUGAUGAUGAUGAGUAUUAUAACAAGAAUGGAAAUAUAAAAGUGAAAAAUGAUGAAUUUUAUAAAAUAUUAAAUGUACCAACAAAUGCAACACAAAAUGAAAUUAAAAGACAGUAUUAUAAACUUGCCAAAGAAUUCCACCCAGAUAAGUGCUCAGAUUUAAAGGCUAAAGAACAAUUUCAAAAAAUUGGAGAAGCAUAUCAAGUAUUAGGAGAUAUUGAAAGAAGAAGGAGGUAUGAUAAAGAAGGAAAAACUGUUUUAAAUAAUAUGCAAUUUAUUGAUUCUACUUUUUUUUUUACCUUAUUAUUUGGUAGUGAAAAAUUAGAUCCAUAUAUUGGAAAACUUCGAAUGGUUAUGUAUGUGGAAUAUGAGCAAUUAUACAGAGACGAAGAUGUACAACGUAUAAUUGUAAAGGAACAGAAUAAAAGAGAAGUACAGUUAGCUUUAAAUUUAAGAGAAAUAAUAAAUAAUUAUAUCCAUGGAGAUAAAGAUGAAUAUAUUAUAAAAUUUAAAAAAGAAAUUAAUGAAUUAUGCCAAACAUCCUUUGGACAUGUCAUUUUAGAAAAUGUGGCUUGGUCCUAUGAAAAUUGUGCCUAUCAAUUUUUAGGAGAUAAGUAUAGCUUAUUUGGUAUAAGUGGAAAAUAUUAUAAAAUGCAACAAAAAAAGAGAGUAAUAGGUACUGGUUUUAAAUUUGUUAAAACAUUAAUUAAAACUAGCUCAUUAGCUAGUCAAAUUAAGAAAAGGGAAGAAGAGGAAAAUAUUUCUUUAGAAAAAUCAGCAAAAGUUAACAAAAAAAUUGAAGAUUCUUUACCAACUAUUGUUGAAACCAUGCUAAAUAUAUGUCUUAUUGAUAUUGAUCAAACUAUAAAGGGAGUAUGUAAAAAAGUGUUCACAGAUAUGUCUGUAGAUGAAAAUAUGAGAAAAAAUAGAGCAGAGUCUCUUAUCGUUUUAGCCAAAAUUAUGAAAAAAAUCAUUCAAGACUAUAAAAAAAACAACGAAAUCACGGAUACUAAGAAGUUGUUCGAGGAUGCUUGUAUGAGGGCAUACCAGAAACAGGACGAUGAGUACAUUUAA
Molecule: messenger RNA, 1680 nt
Organism: Plasmodium malariae
Lineage: Eukaryota; Apicomplexa; Aconoidasida; Haemosporida; Plasmodiidae
Product: DnaJ protein, putative
Exons: 4
Coding region: 1-1680 (559 amino acids)
Source: RefSeq, a predicted model, not a curated record